AUGCAAGGUAAUGAUUAACAAGGCGAACAUUUGUGAACAUGCUCGAUUUCGGUCCGUAUUUAAUUAUUCCGUUUUGAAGAAACAAUAUUCAAAUUUUCGCGUAGUAGCACUAGACUUUUAGAUACUUUCAGGAUUAGCAAACAACUAUCUAUACCAAGGGUCGUUUGGAAACGCUACGAAUAACGCACGCAAACAACGAUAUUGCCGAUUAAGCAUUCAGGUAAUCUACGAGCAGAUAUCUAUGAACAGAAUAACUUUCAGACAUGGGUGUACAUUCAUUCUGCUAUCAGUACUUUAACAUCCUUAUUGGGAGUUUUUGUGGGCAUAAUGUUUCUUGCCAAAACAGAAUUGUACGAGCAACUUUUUCUCUACCGGCUCGCUCUAGCAGUUUGAUAAUAAUCAGCCGAUCAAUUAGGUGCUCUUUUUUCAGUACCUCGGUCGAGCUUAUCAUAGCGGAUACUGUGCAAUUUAUCGUGUUUUUUUUUGCGUUUGGAUCGCCAUCCAUGCUCUGCACUUGGUUUCCAUAUGUUCCACAAUAGUAGCUGUUCAGGCAAGUACUCCCAGACUGUAGGUUCAGCCGGUUGCGCGAGUUUUGAGUUUUCAAAUGAGCCGGGCGUUCGGAUUCUUGGAAAAUUUCUACUGACAAUAGAAUAUUUUUCAGAAGUCGGAUCUUAAGCUACUGAAACCGCAGCUUGUUGUGCUCGUAAUUCAGAUUGGUUUUUUUAUUAUGGGCAUCUCCAGCCUUAUAGUGUUUACUUUAACAGGAAACAAGAUCCCGUGGUUGACGCUGAUAGCCUUACUAUUAUAUUCUUCAGUCGCAAUGUACUCUCCUCUACAUCAUCAUCGUUAUGCAUUUGAUAAUUACAGAUCAAACUUAAAUCUCAUCGCGUUGUUGCAUAAGUUUCUCGAUGAGAAAAUGUCUAUCAUCAACGAUAUUCUGAGCUAUCAAGCCAAGACAGUUCACUUUAAAGAUGUUUCCGCUAUUGAAUAA
This is a messenger RNA of Caenorhabditis sp. 36 PRJEB53466, 991 nucleotides long. Lineage: Eukaryota; Metazoa; Nematoda; Chromadorea; Rhabditida; Rhabditidae. The record is from the annotation of a GenBank genome assembly.